Messenger RNA from Cinara cedri, 5155 nucleotides. Lineage: Eukaryota; Metazoa; Arthropoda; Insecta; Hemiptera; Aphididae. The record is from the annotation of a GenBank genome assembly.
UCAUUUCACAAUUUACGACGAAUAUUGUAUGGGCACCUAGCGACGCAUCGGCAACAUCGACUGUUUUUUACUUUUUAAUUACAUUUACAAUCACCACUACCGUGAGUAUUAUUAUUUAUUAUUAUUCAUUACGUGUUAAUUAUAUGCAGCAUUUGUGGUAUUUAUUUCUCUUCCCUUUUUUUUUUUUUUUUUACCAAUAAGUACCUACAAUUUACAAUGAACCUCGUGUUGAAUUUCCAAUGUACUUGAAGUGUGCCAAUAAAAAAAUAAAAAUAUUUUACAACAUUGUUUUCUACCAAAAAUCUUGCUUACUCUAAAUGUCAAGAACAGUAUAUUUUCUAAAAGAAAAUGUCAUUAUUGGCGUAUAAGAAAUUCGUUUUUUGAUUUGUCUUAUAUUAGUUUUACUUGUAACUUUUACGUUUUCCGUCACUUUGAUCUUUAAACGCUUAUGAAUAUAAAAUUAAGACAUGACGCUUAAUUUAUUUGUUUCAUCAUUAGGUACAACUUAUAAUAAAUAUCGUGUUAAUUUCCAAACAUUUUGGAUUGGAUAAAAAAAUUAUAUUACCAUAAACCCAGAAAUUCCAUGGUUUUUAAGAUUUCCGUCAAACUUUGAGUUUUAAAUUCUUACAAAAAAAAAAAAAAACAAACAUUUGUCUAACCAAAAUAGUGAAUUCAAAGAAAAGAGAAAAAACAAUUUUUUAGAUUAAGUAUAUUUUUAAAUAAAGUAGAAUCAGCCGGAAAUGUACAUUUAUAGUUAGGUGUCAAACUUCGUUUUCGACUAGAAAAGGAAAACAUCUUUGCAUAACUAAUAGUCAUUUUUACUAUAAAAUAAAAACUCUUUACUUCAUAUUGUUAAAUAAAAUGCUUAAAUCUUACCAUGUUUUAACUUAAUAAAUUCAUUAAUAGCAAUUCUAAACUUUCUGUUGAAAAUCUAAUUUUCAAACCCAUAAUAAUACUUUCAAGCAGUGGCGUGGCGCGCAUAUAAGCACUUUUCUUACACUUUCAGUCAUAAAACGUUAUGGGCGUAGUUUCAAAUGAAUAAAUUACAGUUCAACAAUCGAGGUCAAAUAACGUUGAAAUUUUUAUAUUUUUAUAUAAUAUUGUUAUUGGUAAUUCGGUAAUCUAAAAAAAAACAUCGUUAUCGUUUGUUUCCUGCGUUCCGGCCGUCGGUUGCGUUGCGUACGCGUAAAUGCAUAUCUCAACCGGUGCCGAAAAUAUUCGGUAAAAUGUCCACCGAACCUCCGCACGUCGGUCCACUGUUCUACAAUGCAUGUACUCUAUAAAUAUGAGAAAUAAUAUUACAUCAGACGUGUGCGUAAGCGAUCACAAUUAUCCCCAUUCCUAUUUCGUGCGUGGAACUGUUACCAGUUGAUAUCGUACUCGAGGUGGUUAUGAUACUUGGGUAUUAUAACUACCUCGAGUCCGCCUAUAACGGGUGGUGUCAGUACUGACACACAAGCGAUUAUCAAAUGUGCUACACGACCAACUAUAAUGGUUUUAAAUUUUAAUCGACAUCGUUAUAUUUAUUUUGCUCAUUGCGUUGGUACAACACUGGCACCGUCAUCGGACGGUAGUCUGUACAUAUUCAGUACGUAAUUAUAGGUUUUGAAUUAUAGGUAAUCGUCAAUUUAUUACGUUGUCUUAUAAGUAAACUUGUAAAUUAUAUUAGAAUUUAGGAUUAAAAAAUAUUAUCUUGUUUGUUAUUUGAAAUUGUCUAACAAGUAACUGUUAAUAAAGUGCAGGGGGCGUAUCGAGGAGGUUUUUAUUCCGGGACAACUUGUUUUUGUUAUUUUGUCAAAACCAUUUCAUUGUUAUAUUGUUAAAGUGUUUUAAUUAUAUAAAUAAAGUAAAAAUUCAAGUUAUAACACUAAUUGAUUAUACAAAUAUCCAUUACCAUUAAUUAUUUAAAAAUGUGCAAUAAAAUAAUAAACACUUAGUAAUAAAAUUUAUAAUUUAAAAUAUUAAUGGAUGGUACUAGGGCCUAUAGGAAUAAUUAUUAACAUCUUUGAUUUUCAGUCCUCAUGUAUACAAUAACAAUUCAUUAUGAUAAAAUAUUUACUUUUAAAAUGGCACAGUAAAAUGCUUUCAUGGUGAAAUAGCAAUAGAAUUGUGUGUACCACUAAAAAAAAAAAACCUCGGCACGCCCUUAAAUAUAAUAUAUUAUCUAUUGGAUGCUAUAUUUACAAAAUCAUUUUCAGAAGAAAGUAACAUCAAAUUGUUUAACCUAAAGUCUUCUUGGGUUGUUUUUGAACGGUUUUUGACUAAUUUAAAUUUGCUAAAUGAUCUUUCAUUGCCAGUAACGGUUACAGGUACUGUACACGAUAAGCGACAUAAUAGAUUGGCCAAUGACCGGAGUAUUAGCUUAAGUAGUUUUCAAAUUAUCAAAUUAAAAAAUAAAUAAUUAAAUAUUACUAUUAAUAUUAUGAAAUAUGAUUUAUUAUCUAUGUAUAUAUAUAUAAAAUACCAUGUCCUGACUGACUGACUGAUUCAUCAUCGCCUAGUCUAAACCACUGGACAGAUCGAGCUGAAAUUUGACACACAGUUAGCUAUUAUGACGUAGGCAUCCGCUCAAAUAGGAUUUUUGGAAAUUCAACCCCUAAGGGGGUAAAAUAAGGGAUUUAGGUAUAUUUGAUAGGAAUAUCUAAUUACUUAUUUAUUUAUUUUCGUUUAUUCAAAGGUUACCUUGGUGUCAAGAAAACUAUUAUAAUUGUUAUUAUUACUAUUAUUUAUACUAUUAAAAUUUCAUAAUAAAACACAUUUAGUUCGCCGGAGGUGGACUACCCAUUUUCCACCAUUUUCAUUCAAUACUGACACAGUCAAAACCAUAAAUGAAUAUGGGUAAAAUAAUAAUAAUAAUUGGCACGGGUAACGCCGGGCGCGGGACAGCUAGUAAAAUAUAAUUAAAGACAGUACAACUAUUAUAGACAUCUUAUAUAUAUAUAUAUCUUAAUGCUUGAUCAUAACGUAAAAUUAUUGUAAAUAAAAUUAAUUGCUGUAGAAGAGUUCUAUGGUUCUUCUGUAGUUACUAUUGAAGACAUCAAGUUAACUAGUAACCACGUUCGGUUGCCUAUUUAUAGUAUCGGUUACCAUUAACAUUGAGAUUUAUAAACUCUUCACCACUGCAUAUCCCUCGUGAUUACAUUGAUUACACAGUUUACAACUUAUUUUUCCCAAUAAUAGGUAAUUCUAGUCAACAUGUCAACAAUUUUUUAGUAUUUUAUUAAUGUAAAAUGACCAACUGAAAAGUUAAAAAAACAAUUAUUGGGGGAAGGGGUAUUAUGACCACCCUACCCCCCGCUAGGUUCACCUCUGAUAAAGUCUUACCUUAUUAAAAAUAUAAGUAUUGUUAUUAAUAUUUACAAUAUAACCAACAAUUGUUGAUACAUUUUUUGGCGGAAAAUCACAAAGUAUGGAGUUAUUUAAUUGUUAUAGGGUAAAAACAGUAGUAUAAAUUGAGAGCAGUUUUCUAGGGGUAGUAAAAAUAAAUGAUACAGGUACAAGUAGGUUUAAAUUUUGGUGAUUGCUUACACCUAUGACGACUCCACGCCACGCCACUGCUAUCAAGUAUACAUUAAAUUUUUUUAAUAGUAUAAAAUAAGCCUUAGAUAAACAAAAAAAAAAAAAAAAACGGUAGAUAACGAAAAAACAUAUUCUUGCAUCUUCAUUUUACAAGGGAAGCUGUGAGAAAUGUUGGGGGCUAGAAGAUGGUUGUUGUUACCUAUAUAAUUGUAUACUUAAUAUUACUCAAGAUUUGAUUUUAUUUUUGCAAAAUUAGUAAGUAUUAUUAAUUUCAUUUUGUUGGUUAUCAUUUUAGUUAAUUUAUUAUACUAUUAUAAAUUCCAGUAAUAUUUUUAUGAAAAAAAAUAUUUUUUAUUGUAAUAGAGUUAAUUUUUCUUAACUUAAAAGUAAUUUAGCUUGACCAAACAAAAAAAUGAAAAUUAGUACAUACUAAUAAGACACACUAUAAUAAAGGUAUGUGAAGAGAUGCUCUUAAAAAAAAAUGAUGGGGAGGUGUAGUCUUUAAAUUUGUUAACUAAAAAUUAAAAUAUUCAAUUUCGUUCUAUUUUUUACCGAGCGCCAAAGACCUAACCUAACCACCUUAGACGUAUUACGCUCCGGCACGUCACUAAAUAUGAUUUGUUUAUUAGUGCCGUUUUUUUAGACUUCCUCUCGUGCAUAUUUGCGUAUCUAUUGCCUGCCUUACGCCUUAAUUGCAGUUUUAUGCACUUUAGGAACCACUGGGCUCUCUUAUCAAAUGUCAAAUCAUUGCCAGUGGAAUGUACGUCACUCUUACCCGGCUUAUAAAAGUGAUAAAACCAAAAUUAUGAUAAAGUUAAUCAGUGAUCACGGUCCAUAGAAAUAAUAUUUUAUAAGAAUUAACGUAUUUCGUUCACGAUUGUUGUUUAUUUUAAUUUAAAGUUCGUAUGUCUUUAUGAUAUUAAUAUGAGAUGUUUAUUGUUAGUGAAUUUGAAGAAGUUGUAAAAGUACAUCCGACACAUCUAGAAGAUGAUCAAAUAUCGCGUAUUAUCAUACAUCUUAAUUCUAUGCUAGCGAAUAAAGUGGUUAUGGAUGUUGGAUUGUGUCUUUCACUAUUUGAUAUUUUAGAAAUUGGUGAUUCAAUAAUAUACCCCAGUGAAGGAUCGUAUUUUUCAAAAGUGAGAUUUAGAUUUGUCGUUUUCAGGUGUGUUAUGUGUUACAUUCAGCAUUUUAAUCAGAUAAAACAGACAACUGCUAAAAUAGUUGUUUAGUAUAAUUUUUUAUUCAUAUGUUUUGCAGACCAUUUGUUGAAGAAAUACUUAUUGGAAAAGUAAAAACUUGUAAUUCAGAUGGAGCUGUGCUAUCAACAGGUUUUUUUGAGGAUAUUUUCAUUCCAGCAGCUAACAUGCAAAAUCCCAGUCGUUUUGAUAUAAAGGACAAGGUGUGGGUAUGGGAGUAUGACAAUUGUGGUGAUGUAGUCGAAUUACAUAUGGAUAUUGGUGAAACGGUUAGAUUUCGUGUGGUCUCUGAGCAAUUUGUGGAUACCCAUCCAGGUGUUGAUAGUGGACUUGUGGACACUGGUGAGAUAGUAGCUUCAAAGUCAAAAUCACCUUAUUCAAUUGUUGGUACAGUUAGAGAACCUGGUUUAGGAGUUAUUGGAUGGUGGACUGAUUUAUAA